This is a messenger RNA of Limulus polyphemus (Atlantic horseshoe crab), 1164 nucleotides long. RefSeq names its product centrosomal protein of 19 kDa-like. Gene Ontology annotation, cellular component: centriole; ciliary basal body; centrosome. The record is from RefSeq and is a predicted model, not a curated record. Gene Ontology annotation, biological process: trans-Golgi to periciliary membrane compartment transport; microtubule anchoring at centrosome. The coding region runs from base 394 to 906 and encodes 170 amino acids. NCBI's taxonomy places the organism in Eukaryota, Metazoa, Arthropoda, Merostomata, Xiphosura, Limulidae. The transcript has a single exon.
GUAUACUAACACUAUAGAGUUUAUUGUUGUAGUUUACGGUUAAGCUUAACAGGCGUAAAAACUUUGAAAUAUUCAAUGAUAUUUCAGUAAUCUAAAGUAAAUGUGUGAGAUAUUAUGGUAUAUUCUGCGGACAAAAGAAGGUAACAAAAUAUAUAACAUUCUUUCGCUUAUAAGUUAUAGUUGUAAGUGUGACUGAGUGAAGUGUACGUCAGAUUUCUAACGUUAUAUUACUUAUUAAGCCUGACGUAUAAUUAUUUGUAACUUAUAAGUUAUAAAAGCUAUGUACACUUCACGGGGUUAAGAAUUUAUCUUUUUAAUUAUCAAGCCAUGGCAAUGUUUGAAAGUGGCAUGCUUAUUUUACUACUGAGGUAGCAGAAUAUGUGUUGAUUCAUAAUGUCGACUGAAAGUGAAAGCGUAAAAUAUAUCGCCAAAAAACUUGGUGUGAGAUUUAAAUCCCCAGCUUUGGUUUUGGUGUACGAAGACUUGACGACUAAAAAGCUUCACAGGCGCACUAUGCCUGUAAGAGGAAUGUUCAAAAAUUCAAGUGCUAGCCGAUUGGCUGCGGAUAUCAAGGACAGACAUAAAGAUUUUUUGGAAUCUGUACCAGCAGUAAGAAUAGAAAAGUUAUUGCGAAUAAUCCAAGAAAACAUGAAAGGCAAUGUCCUAGAUCUAAGUUUGAAUGUAGUUGAAACAGAAUUUUCUGUUAACCCCGAAGAAGAUCUUAAUAAACUUGAUGAUGAAUCAUUGAAAAGGAAGAAAGAGAUAAUGGAUCAGACAUUUGAAAUGAACAGAAAAAAACCAGGUGAUACGGAUUACCAAUAUGAUAUACAGGUCGAUUUUGACCAGGAUCCUGGCCCAGUUGAAACUUCCGAAUGGGACUUGGACGACAAUGAUGAUGAAUUUUAAUUAAAACAUCUGGAAUAUUUUAAAAUAAUUUCAUGUAUCUUGUAAUUAAUGAAAAACAAGAUAUAUCAUUUUUUAAUUAUCCUUCCUCAAUUGUAUCUUCCAUAGUAUUUCUUAGUUUUUUGUUCAGCGUGUUUCAUAAUUGCCUCAUUUUAGUUGUUUAAUUUGAAAGCCAGCUUAUUCUAAUUCAACUGUCAAUUAUAUAUAUAUAUAUAUAGUUGUUAAUGGUUGUUUUGAUAUAUGUAUAUUUCUUACCUUAUU